Cyclospora cayetanensis is the source of this 711-nucleotide messenger RNA. RefSeq lists its product as uncharacterized. The transcript is spliced from 3 exons. NCBI's taxonomy places the organism in Eukaryota, Apicomplexa, Conoidasida, Eucoccidiorida, Eimeriidae. The record is from RefSeq and is a predicted model, not a curated record. Bases 1 to 711 code for a protein of 236 amino acids.
AUGGCAGCCGCCUUGAUAGGGCUGCUGAAUGAGGCAGCUGGCGAGUAUGUGGAGGGUCUGGAGAGGAGUCAGCUGGAUUUUUCGGGGAUUUUGACGGGCAAGGUGCUGCUCCGGCAUCUCCAGCUGAAGAAGAAGGCCUUCGAAGUGCUGCCUCUGCCAGUCCGGCCGGAGUUUAAUUACAUCGGCUUGGUGCAGUUGGAUCUCCCCGUCUACUCUUUGGGGACGGCUCCCAUACUAGGAGAGCUCAAGGACGUGCUGGUGCUGCUCUCGGUGGAGUCGAGCGGGAACUGGAAUGCAGAGGAUUUCCUUCGACACUACCACGAGCGCAAGGCGGCCGCUCUCGCCGCUGGGGAGUACAAGGCUUUGUUCUCGUCGCUAGAGCGAGGAGCUUGGGAAGCUGGCGUUCUCGGAACCUUGGAGCGAGCCAGAGCGUCGCCUCUGGAUACGCAGCGGUACCUCUUGUGCUGGCCAGUGAAGCUGCUGAGAUAUCCGCAGCCAAUGGCAGUGCUCAAGGAUGCUGAGCUCCUGCUGCUUUCCAAGGAUGACGCAGAGCUCGCCUCCAAGGCUGAGAAACACAGCGUCGCACUGCAGCCGCUAUCUGGUGAGCUCCCUGCGCAAGCGGCGAACGCCUGUAAAGUCUGCUUGUCUGCAAAAGUGCAGUGCGUCGUCGUGUCUCCGUGCACGCUGUCGAGGAUCUACGCCGAUGUCUAG